This is a messenger RNA of Anthostomella pinea, 1866 nucleotides long. The record is from the annotation of a GenBank genome assembly. Lineage: Eukaryota; Fungi; Ascomycota; Sordariomycetes; Xylariales; Xylariaceae.
AUGGCCGUGCGAAGCACAACCACAGCCGCGAUGGCAUCCGCAGGCAUCAGAAUCAUUUCCUAUCUCUUUCUCAGAUGGGCUGCUUUACCUCCUCUUCUCCCCGUGAUAUACGCACUCUUUGCUAUCUACGUGCCCGCCUUCAUCUCAAGCUACUUGAACGAAUCGAAAUACGCACUCCUUGACGAAGUCGACGUAACAGUUAAAGAGGACAUCUUGAACGAGGACGAACUCGCCAAUAGAGAUACAGAUGAAGCUGUCCUCGCCGAGGAGGUUGAGGUUGAAGAGACGGUGUCUGUGGUAGAGAAGCCUCUGCGUCCCUUGACCACGCUGCUUAAGGGAACUCCGAAUCCGAGGAGCCUUCUUCUUUCCGCUCUGAAUUUCCUCAUAAACGCCGCGUGCGUCGCCAUGAUCACCGACUUCGUCUACGCGCCGCGAUGGUACUAUCCCAGUGAUGACCUGUCCUUUUCUCGGGUUGGGUACGUCUCUGACGCCGAAGCAAAGUUGCUGAUCCGGGAACCGGAUCAGUCCAAGAUGCCCAUUACGGUUCAAAUUCACAUCAAAGAUGCCCAGGCGCCCUUCGACAACCCACUGUGGCAGACAGCUGGUGGUGUCAGAUGGACUACCGAGGAUUAUGAUUAUACUGCAGUCGUCACUAUCCCAUUGGGCCACUCCAGACAGCGAGUAUACGAAUGGACAACCUCCAACAACCACUCCGGCGAAUUCGCAGCUGCGCCGAAGCCAGGUGCGAUGCCCGAACUUACGGACGGCAAGUUCACCUUUGUUACCACAUCGUGCCUCGUGCCGCGCCUGCCAUACAAUCCAUUGGACCAUCCCCUGUCUUUCCCUGGCAUGAAGCACCUAGCAAAGGUUCUCCCAAGUCUUGGCGCGCAAUUCAUGUUGUUCCUUGGUGACUUCAUCUAUGUCGACGUUCCCAUACAGUUCGGUCAGUCAACCGAGGACUACAGACAAAAGUAUCGCCAAGUAUACGCCUCGCCUGACUGGCCUGCCGUUGGUCAGAAUCUCAGCUGGAUUCAUGUUCUUGAUGACCAUGAAAUCCAAAACGAUUGGGACAAGAACUCGACCGGAGUCUACAAAACAGCUGUGGGCCCCUGGCAUCACUACCAGACCGCUGCCAACCCUCCGGAAGCUAAGAAAGCCGGAGUGGCAAGCCUUCUGCCUCGGACUGGGGUUACGUAUUUCUCGUUUACUCAAGGUCCUGCAAGUUUCUUCAUGCUCGACACCCGCUCAUACCGCACGCAAAAUUCGGAGCCGUUUGACAGCGCGAACAAGACAAUGCUCGGAGAGGAGCAGCUCGAGGACUUUCUUGAGUGGCUGCGCCGCCCGGAGCCGUUGGGGGUGAAGUGGAAGAUAGUCGCAAGCUCCGUCCCAUUCACGAAGAACUGGAGGGUGAAUACGCGAGAUACGUGGGGCGGCUUUCUUGUCGAGCGUCGAAAGAUCCUCGAGGCCAUGUGGGAUGUUGGCUAUUCCGGCGUCGGUGUUGUGGUUCUGUCGGGUGACCGCCAUGAAUUCGGCGCCACAGCUUUCCCGCCACCAAAAGACAGCGAUUGGCCAGAGAGUGUUACGGUUCAUGAGUUCUCAGCCAGCCCACUGAACCAGUUUUACUCGCCGAUACCCACGUACAAGCAGACAGAUGACGAAGAUGUUCAGCUAAAGUACAUACAUACUGGCAACUCCAAGUUUGGAGCUAUCACUAUCGAGAAGCUGGCAGAUGGCGAGCAGAGCACUCUCAGAUAUACCGUGUUUGUUGACGGAGUAGAGACUUGGAACACGGUGGUACUGUCACCACCCGCCAUACAUCCUGCCAGGGUUGGAGGCUCGCUCUGGAAUAGGCGUCGCGGGUUUUGA